AUGGGCAUUUCUCAAAUUGUUGAAUCCCCUAAUAAAUCUAAACAUAAUGAAUAUGAAAGAUGCGAGAACAAUGAGGAGGAAUAUCAAAAAAAAACAGAUGAGCUUGAAAACACGUCAAAGAAUAAUGGGUUUUUUGGGAAUGCGCUCUCCAAUCUUGAAUACACAAUAGUGGAUGAUCUCGGAACAUCUGUUCCCAAGAUAUUACAUAAUUUGGGAAUUAUGAUAGAGAAAAAUUUGGAGGUCGAAGGCCUGUUUCGAAAAUCCGGCUCUUGUCCAAGACAAACCCAAGUUCAAAAAUUUAUCGACAAAAACCUUCAUCUCCCUUCCAACAUAAAUUUUAACGUAUUUGACGCCUGCUGCCUCUUCAAACUGUUCUUUUCCAAGCUGCCGGAGCCGAUAUUUCCGACCCAUUUAUGGGCUCCCUUUGUUCAGGCCUACAGAACUAGCAAGGAUACUACAGAAGGAAACGGUCAGGAGAGAAUCGAAGCUUUACUCGCGCUUUUUUUGCUGUUACCUUAUCAGAAUAUCAACAUACUGAGGUAUACCUUCAUUUUGCUCUCAAAAGUCAACCUCAAAUCUCAUCUCAAUAAAAUGGCGGCCGAUAACUUGGCUACGCUCAUGACGCCAAACUUUUUGCACGACAUAAUUUCGCUGUCGUGGAAAGAAUUUGUCCCGUGGAUCAAAAUCAUAACCAUUUUUAUAAACCAUUCCGAAAGGCUCGGCUGGGUUCCUCACUGCAUUUAUCGACUCCUGCCCAUUAAAGACGGUGAACUUGGGGACACGGAAAACAAUUCGCAGACCGGCCCUAUUCAAAGCCUUUCUCAGUCGACUGACAGCUAUCUGAACAUGGAUACGACAACGACUGUCACUCACGUCAAGAUUAGAACGAAUCCGUAUUGUAACCCUUCAUCUUCUCACAAAACGCCUAAACAUCAAAGCUCUGUCACGAUGUUUAAAAGGAGGGAAAACGGAAAUACGUCCGAAAAAAGGGAGAAUAAUAUUUAUUGUGGCUAUAGUGGUAAGGGUAACGUCAACUUCGCUAACUCAAGCGGAAAGAAAAAGCAUAGGAGGAGUGGAUCUUUAGUCAAUGGUCUUAAACACGGUUUUAAAAAAUGUGUGGUCAAACCUUAUAACCCCCCUUACCCGAGCAAAAUCGUUUAUUGCGAUAAGGAGAUAAAAGCUGAUACUAAUCGAGGGAGUGUUAGAAACUUUAGCGUCGAUAAAAGCCAAAUAACUAAAAAUGGAAUGAUGAAUAAGGAUUCCUGUAAAAGCCCUUCCGUUCCUAAUCUAACGAACGAGAAUAUGGAAUAUAAUGACGCUACUAGUGAUUUCGAAUCCCCAUUCUCCCAGAAUUCGUCGGCUAGAAAUAAAUCGUUGAGACAAAAAUUUUGCAAGAUCAGCUCCUUGAGUGAAGAAGUCUUAGCCAAAUCUUCCGAUUCCACUUUGAAUAAUAAAUACUCAACCAAGCAUCUCUACAAUUCGACUCAAAAAUUAAAAAACGCAGAAAGCGGCGAUAAAUACCCACGCAGCAAGCAUAAUAAAAGAUUGAUUCCCAAAGGCGUGACAGGGGUAAGAAAGCUAUUCUUUAAAUUAGCUUCCUUGGACAAAAAUAGGCCCUCCUCUUCGCAAAAUGGGUUAAACGUUCUAACCGAAAACAGUUUGAACACCACCAAUAAUAUAUCUUCCCAAAUCGGGGCGCAACACGUUACCUCGUCCCUCAAACCGGAAAUGACGGAAGUCGAACACAAAGUUGCUAAAUCAACCGAAAAUAACUAUGAACGCAGUUAUAACGAAGAUUUCGAAAUACCAAUCGAUAAUAAGCCGGUGGAUAACGAGAAAAUCGACCCAGAUGUUUCAUCUUUCGUUAAUAUGUCGCGAUUCGAUUUUUCGCAACUCAAAUCGCCCCCUCCUAAAGAAAAACGCGGGCCUCUAAGCCGUCUCAACUCCAAUAAUCUGAGUAAAUGCAACCUAGUGCGUCAACUAAAGCGGUUCGAUAAUAAGGAUUUCACCUUUUCCGCCCUCUACAAUUAUUAUGAUCGCAAAAGUUUGAGCUGUUCCCAACUACCGGGUUUCAACGCGUUGUCUAAGGUUAGUAGGAAGGGUCAAGAAGCGCCCAUGUUAGAAAGGGGACCAAGCUUUGAAGAUUACAAAAAACCCGGCCACUUUGAACACAAGUAUUCUAUCGAUUCAAUCAUUAGUGAUUCCCUCGAGGAUGAAUAUGAUCAACAUCCACACGAAUCCCAAACCAAUUUAGAAUUACAGGAAGCUAAAAAUAAAUAUUUUAUUUCCGGUUCGAUUGAGGAUACCACUAAAAUUUCUCCAAAUUCUCAAAUAUUUGCCCCAGAAAGUAUGAUAACCUACAAUAGCCCUUCUCCUGCUAGUAUAGCCGCCAGAGGACUUUUGAAAUUGUCUCUGAAUACUCUCAAUAAAGAUCAGAAUAUUAAUGAAAACUUAGACCAAAAUUUGAUAUUGAGUAAGUUACCUCAGCUAACUAGGCUUAAUCAAGGUUCUGCUAUCAAGGUCAAGCGUUCCGGUUCUAGUAAUCUUCACAACAACAAGCGCAAAAAGCCUAACCUUUUAAGAGGUAGGCCUAACUCCCUUCGAAAUGGUCUCAAUACUUACAGGGAAAAGCUGGAAAGUUUAGGAAAUAUUGAAAACAAUUUAGAUAAUUCCAACAAGAUGAAUAUUACCCUGGAAAAUAAUAAGGAAGUCAAUAUUGGCACAAAAAAUGAAUUCUCUUUCCCCUUCUUUCGUGACACAGAAUGUCCGAAAGAAAACCUUGGCGAUGCUGUUAAUACCGACACCCCUAAGAAAAGGCCAAAACUAUCCAAGCUUAACCAAAAUGGCGGCAGUCAACAAUCCGCCAAUUUCGGUCAAAAUAAUUUUGCCAAAGAGGGAAAUAUUUCGCGGGUUCCUAUUUCUAAAAUAUCCGCCGAAUCUAUCAAUGAUUCAAUCGAUGCGAAGUCUAAUUCGAUAGCCUCUUCGGACAGAUAUUCCCUUAGGAGUAAUCCUCACCGAACAGUUUCGGAGCAAAUCAAGCGUUACAACCAAAUGAUAAAACUAAACGAAGCGCUGAAGUGCAAAGAAGCCAAAAGAGCCGAGCUCGUUAAAGGUCACGAUAUCGACAAAUUAAGAAGAACUGGGCAAAAUAGCGAUAUUACUUCGAAAUUAUCUGAGUUUGUAAAUUCGGAUAAUAUGGAUAUAGUUGAUAUCGGGGAUCAUCAAUUAACCAAAACCCGGAAUAUGGGUAUUGCCGACGAACUUCCAAAAUAUUCGGUAUUCAAAGGUAAGCUUCAACUGAAGGCAAUAGAUUCAAACGUCUCUAACACGAAAAGAAUCUUAUCGCCCUGUCUCAGUUCUUUGGCUCUCGUCUCGACUCAAAAACAAAAAUUUUCUGCCUUAGAUCGAAAAAAAUUCGGGCACCACCCUUAACAUAAAACCCCAAAAUCGCAUUAAUAAUCGUUAAAAAAACACUCUUUUUUAAAAAGAUUCCCUGAAAUGCUUAAUAUUUAAAAUUAAGUCAGUAUUAACAUCUCAUAAAUACAUCGUUAUGCUUUCGGGACUUUAGGAUUUAUCUAUCCCAUCAAUUUUAAAGAUGGUGUGAUGUGCAUUCAACUUUUAGUUAAUAUGAACUUUAAA
Molecule: messenger RNA, 3639 nt
Organism: Gordionus sp. m RMFG-2023
Lineage: Eukaryota; Metazoa; Nematomorpha; Gordioida; Chordodea; Parachordodidae
Exons: 16
Coding region: 1-3432 (1143 amino acids)
Biological process (GO): signal transduction
Source: RefSeq, a predicted model, not a curated record